Molecule: messenger RNA, 746 nt
Organism: Aspergillus melleus
Lineage: Eukaryota; Fungi; Ascomycota; Eurotiomycetes; Eurotiales; Aspergillaceae
Exons: 2
Coding region: 30-659 (209 amino acids)
Biological process (GO): D-sorbitol catabolic process
Molecular function (GO): L-iditol 2-dehydrogenase (NAD+) activity
Source: RefSeq, a predicted model, not a curated record
GCGCCCUUCUCGAGCCACUGUCAGUCGUCAUGCGAGGCAUGCAAGUCGCUCGUCUCCAACUCGGUCGCGGCGCCGUCAUCUGCGGUGCCGGUCCUAUUGGACUGAUUGCUCUGGCGGCCGCACGAGCCUCGGGUGCGCAUCCGAUCGUGAUUACCGACCUUGAUGCUGGUCGAUUAGACUUCGCCAAGCGGUUCGUGCCGAGCUGUAUCACAUACCAAGUCGAUCGGUCACUGGAUGCGGAGGGGAACGCCAAAGGCAUUCGGGCACUGUUCGGAUCGCAGGAAUACUUUGCGCCGGAGACGAUACUAGAGUGUACGGGUGUGGAAAGUAGUGUUUGCACGGCGCUGUAUACCGCUCGUCGGGGAGGCGCCGUCGUGGUGAUCGGCGUGGGUAAGUCCGUGAUGAACAAUUUGCCGUUCAUGCACAUUUCCAUGGCAGAGAUCGAUUUGCGUUUUAUUAAUAGAUAUCGUGACACCUGGGCUCCCGGUAUUGCGUGUCUGUCUGGUGGAAUUCUAGAUCUCAAGCCAUUGGUGUCGCAUACCUUCCCGUUGGAAAAAGCGAUGGACGCGUUGCAACUGUGCGCGAACCCCAAAGAGUCCAGUAUCAAGGUUACCGUGGUAGAUGCAGUAGACGCCACUCGAGAGAAGCUAGAGCCAUAGGUAGAGACCUCGUAUAAGAUCAGCCACUGGAGGCGCCAAGGAUAAGGUUCUUUGUCCCAUGUCAAUCAUCCAUGGCUCUCUCUAAAU